Xyrichtys novacula (pearly razorfish) is the source of this 6158-nucleotide messenger RNA. The record is from the annotation of a GenBank genome assembly. Lineage: Eukaryota; Metazoa; Chordata; Actinopteri; Labriformes; Labridae.
AUGGACGGAGCUGCUGCUGCUGCUGAUGCCGCCACUGCGGUCAGAGAAGACGGAGCCGGAAUGACACCCUCCAAUGGAGCUGAUGCGUGUGAAGACAGCAUGCGUCCGACAACCGUGGACAUCGAUGAGGGUGAGAAUCCAACAACAGACUUCAGUCCAAAUACAUACCUUUUAGAAGCACAAAUAUCUGUGACAAAUCCUUUUACUCAUGCAAAAAAAGACACUAGUGUACAACCGUUUUUGCUCAUUUUAAUAAAUCAAUUAAUGCUGCACUUGCAUUGAAUGUGUGGUCAUUAUGGACCUGAUGAUCACGUGUUUAGAGGUUGUUUUGGGAAAGUAAGGUCCUUGUAGAGAAACAUUUUUAUAUUUGUUUAUCAAAAAUUAAUUCAGUGUGUGUAUUUAUAUAUAUAUAUAUAUAUAUAUAUAUAUAUAUAUAUAUAUAUAUAUAUAUAUAUACACACUCAAUGAAUUUUUUUUUAUAUCUAUCUAUCUAUCUAUAUAUAUAUAUAUAUAUAUAUAUAUAUAUAUAUAUAUAUAUAUAUAAAAAUCGAGGGACAUUCUUUUGUGAAGGCCUGUGAGCAACAUAGAGCAGAAUCUAAGGCUACCCCCUUCCUGAUCACUUUUUCAAAGCGAGGGCGUUAUUACAAAAUUUAACUCACUUAUGACUUUGAAGGGAUAUUUCGGUGUAAAAUUAAGUUAGGUUAAAAGCUAAAAAGAUGUUCGGUGGCUAGUGCUGUGACUGAGACCCUAUAUGUACUGUUGAUGAAGUUAGGUGCUGUUCUGAGCAUUAUUUGUGGCUGUAGAGUGGCUUUUGGCUGAGCGUAUGGCUCUCUGUAUUGCUAUCUGCGGUCGUUACUAAAGUUGGUAUAACUAGAGAAGCAAGCAGUCUGCAACAUUCAUCUCUCGACGGGGUGUCUAACUUAGUGUUUGAUCAUGAUUUAAUUUUAUGCCAGAAUAUCCCUUUAAUGUAUAGUUUCUGCUUAUUAUCAUGUAAAUUGGCAUGCCCACAUUAUAACUGAAAUUGAAAGGGCUGCUGUUGUUCUUUGUUGUCAUGGCAAUACAAAGACUAAAAAGCAUGCGUAACCUGUUGUAGAGGGAACAAUGAGGAUGCCUUUUAUUUGAAGUCACAGUUACCACAAUGUUGGUUGCAUCACUGCUUCAACUGGUUCCACUCCAAGAAUAUUAUGCACUUAACUCUGUGUGCACGUUACUGUCAGUGUGAUUUGAAGACAGCAAUACUGUCUUUUUUAUGGUCUCUUCCACUGGUACUUGUUACACGUGUAACAACAACUGUAGAUGUCCCUCAUAUGGAGCCAUUACACACCAGUAAAGAUAGUUUGACUGGUGUGGAAUGCUGAAUUAUAUUCUUGUUUUAGCAGGUGUAUCUAAACUAAUGUAUCACCUGUCUCAAGCAGCCAUGACUGUUAAUUGAGUUAACUUUGAAAAAACAAUUUAAAAGUUUUUUAAUUCUAACAAAUUUUUGGGGGAACUUUUUGUUUUCUCAGAUGAGGAAAAAUCUGAGCUCUUUUGAUUUGACAGUGCUAGGAUUAGCUACCAGCGCUGAGAUAUCAUUGUUUUCUCACACAACCAUAAUGUGCUGUACCACACUCUGUUGCAACUGGGGGCUUUGGAAUUUAUGCUUCACAAAGAAGUGCAACCCGUCUGCAACAACCUCUCAAUAUUACUGAAUGAAGUCUUUUCAAAAGAUUCAUGAACCUGUACACCAUGCAUUUCAGCCCCUCUGUAAUAAACUUCAAAGCUACUUAUAAAAGUGUAACCUUUAUUCAAACUGAAAAAUAAAGAGUUGAUUUGCUCUGUGUUUUGUGAUAUUUUUAGUCUUAUCUUUUGUCACUGGAACUAGGAGAGGCUUUGACCCCCUAUUUUCCUAUUUUUUAGGGGUUGGGGUUCUCUGCUGUCGGGACUGUGGAGAAGCCUUCAGAGAAGAGGCAGCCUACACGGAGCACUGCCAUCAGCACCUUCAAGAAAGCAUGUAUUUAGACAAACAAACUGAUGGUUUCCAUGUUGCAGAAAAGGACAGAGAACAGACUGCUGGGACGACAAAUCAACAAACCUUUGAAUGUCCGGACUGUGGGAAAUGUUAUGGAGUAUUUGGACACUUUCUCAACCAUCAGCGUUCACACAGACAAGCCUCCAAAUCAGUUUUUCAUGACCUUGAACAUUUAAAAAAGAAGUCCUUUCAGUGCGAGUCUUGUGGUAGGAGUUAUUCUCGAGCUUCGGCUCUUGAUGCGCAUCGGCGUUGUCAUGAGGAAAAAUUAGUGAAGGCACGAAACAGAAGUUCAGGGGAUGCGUUUCAUAUCGAGGAGUCAACAGUUGAAGCCAACUCCCCUGAAACCCAGACAGACAGCACUCCAACAAAACUUUUUGAGUGUUCAUGUGGUAAAGCAUUUCCCGCUCUAAUGCGCCUCAAAACGCAUCAAAGAUUUAGCCGCAACAGUCAGUGCACUCCAGAGGAAAUGAAAGAAAAACAAAAGAAAAUCUGCGGUGAAUUUAACUGCAGUGAGUGCAACAAGACUUUCAGUAGCCAUAUAGCCCUCUUCAACCAUCAGCGAUGGCAUUCCAAAUACUCGAACGAUUCAGAGAACAAGUUUCCUUGUGAAUUAUGUGGGAAGGUAUUUAUGACUCCUACCUUCUACUACAGGCAUCAACGCACUGCACACAGUGAUGAGACCCCGUCAAAGUCAUUCCUUCACCAAGUAUGUCAGCUGCAAAAGAAAGCAUUUGAAUGUAAAGACUGUGGACUUAAGUUUUCCAGGGCUUCAGCGCUUCAUUCUCAUCAGCUCCAUCACACAGAUAAUUUCAAAGAAACAGAAGCAGGGGGCCAGACCUCCCUGCCUCCUCAACAGGUCAUUCUCAUAAGUGAAAGAGAGGACACUGAGCAGGAGCAAGGGCAACCAGAGGAUGUGCUUUCCACCAGUAUGGCUGAAACAGAAUCACCUGGAAAUGAGUCUGAUGAGGACAUCGAGUGUUACGGACCAGGGGACUUUAAUGUACAAGUUAUAAGUGCCAGUGAAUCUGAUGACGAGUCUGCUCAAGACCCAAAUCCUGAUCUGGAGCUGCUGUGUGAAUCAGAUCAGGAGCAAAGAGAUUACUGUGACACUGGAGCGUUCCCCAGCAAAAUGCUUUCAAAACCAGAGAUGGAUUUAAAAAUUGUACAAAUUGACUUUGAUCCAGCAGACAUGCAGUGUGCAUCUGUAGAGGGAGAGCCUGUGAAUAACUUGACUGGGCAAAGAUUUGAUUGCCCAGAUUGUUACCGUUGGUUUAAUAGUGCUUCAUCUCUGCGUGUUCACAGAAUGUGGCAUGGCAUUCGUAAGAGAAGACACCAGGUUCAAGGUCAGUCAGAGGCAGUUCACACAUGCAACAUAUGUGGCCACGAGGCCAGUAGCUUUGCAGCACACUCCAGUCACAUCCAACAACACAAAAAUCAAAACACAAACAGUGAUGAUUUUAACCAAAUAGGACCAGAAAAGAAAACUUUGACAUGCAGUGAGUGUGGCAAAUGCUUCUCACGAUUGUCUGCUUUAGUCUCACAUCAGCUACAUCAUCCAAAAAGAAAACAGUUCCAGUGCCCUGAUUGCAUGAUGUCGUAUUCCUAUGCUGCGAGCCUGUAUAAUCACAUGAAAAACUGCUCAGCAAAACAGAGAGAGAAUUUUUCUGUCACAAAAAAAGAAUACAAUCCAAAGAAAACCCUUCUAGGCCCAAAGAUUUAUCACUGUGAGCAGUGCGGGAAGGGAUUUUGGUCUCUGGGAGCCUACUCACAUCACAAGCAAAACCAAACUCACUGUGUAGAUUUGAGGCUCAGGAAAGGUGUUGUAGGGUCUCUGCAGGUGGCUAAUGGACACCCCCGCUCCAGUAUCAAGGUUGCUUGUCCAGUGUGUGGUAGAAAGUUUCGCCACAAGGGCAUUAUGGCAUUGCAUAUGCGAAAACAUGAAAAUGGAAAUCACAAAUGUGAACUCUGUAACAGGUCAUUUCGGCUUUUCUCCAGCCUCCUUAGACACCAGGUAGUUCACAGUGACCAGUUACUUCCUCCUCCUGUUAAGUCUUUCCAGUAUCAGGUGGAGCAGUUGAAAAAGAACACAUACAGUUGUCCUGACUGUGGAAAGCUAUUUUCACAGGCCAAAGCACUCCAGUUUCACAUGAAAAGCCACGGGUAUGAGACUUGCCACUCGCCAUCUUCCCCUCGAUCCUCUGUUUCUCUAGAGGAUCUCCAGUGUGCAACAUGUCUCGCACAUUUCAACAGUAAGGCCUCUUUGAGGGCUCAUCAAAAACUUUGCAUCAAAAGAGACCGAGAGGCUGUUGAUUGCAAAAUAGAGCCCUCAGAAAGUGAUGUUACUAAAUUACCCAAUUGCAGCAUGGGGUUCAGCACACAGCAAACCGUAGGGCAAAUAACUGAUAGAGAAGUUAAGCAUGAAAUGAACAGUGAGGAGCAACAGACGAGGAAUGAAACGGGCGUUGGCAACUUAAAACACUUAAAAACAACAAAUUUGAAAUACAAAUGCAAAAAGUGUGACAGAAGCUUUUCAGUGGUUGGAGCUUUAAAUUUUCACAAACGAAUUCACGCAGAAAGUUACAAACCUGUAGUAAAAUCAAAACUCUCAAUGAUGCUCAAGAAAUCUAAACAGGAAGACUCAACUAAAGGACCGUUUCACUGCCCAGAGUGUGGGAGGCGAUUCAUGUCAAACUCUGCACUCGGCUCCCACAAAAGAUGGCAUAAGGAAAAGAAACUUUCACGGUCCUCGCCAAAAGACGAUGAUUUGAAAUCUAUUGGCACCAAAACCGAGGGCGGACCUUUUCAUUGCAGCAAAUGCGGCAAACAGUUUUUUAAUCAUUGUGUUCUACAACGCCACCAGGUGUUUAACCCGCAGUGUCAGACAAAACCUGAGCCAGAGCCUAAUUUGGACAACAGUAGCACAAUGAAAACGUCUAAAUUUCCAUGUCUAGAGUGUAAAAGUACAUUUACACAACAUUCACUGCUAGCUGCUCACUGUAAAAAUGAGCACGGUAAGACUUUGACAGCUGUGCCUCUUCAAGGAGAUCAUCUUAGCUUGGUUGAGCAGGUCCAAGAUCAGGUGGAUGUGAGCGUUAAGAAGAGUGCGUCCAAGCUAUCGAAUGUGAGGCACAGAGCUCACCAGUGUCCCCUCUGCCCUUUGGUGUUCUCCAAAGCAAGAGGUCUGCGUGCUCACAGAUGGCAGGUUCACUCGAAGAGCACACAAAGCAAGAAAAAAGCCAUUUUGGAUAUAAAGAAGCCUGCUGCCUUCAGUGAGGAAGUUGAGGAAACAGAAGAUUCAUCAGAAAACGCUACAGUGACUGCAGGAACCAACCCCGUCAGGAUAGUGGAGAAGAAAACCAGUUUAGACUCCUCCCCUGUGAAAUCGGUCUCUUGCCUUAACAGUGUGAAGCAGAGUAGUCCUGCAGGCACGCUCCUUGACCACAAGAAAACGGGCCUGGAGGUAAAGCAUGGAUCCAAGCAGGAGAUCCAAACUCCUGACACCAACACAGACAUUUCCCCACCUGUCAGCCGUGUGUCAGAGCAUACAGCUAAAUGUCUCUUUAAAUGUGAUAAGUGUGGGAAAGCUUUCCCGACAGAGGAACAGCUAGGGAGCCAUAAGAUCAAGGCAAAGAGCCGGCCUUAUUGUUGCGCCCUCUGCUGCCAAGGCUUUUGGACUGAGAACCAGCUGCAGCAACACCUCGCUUGGCAUGACGAAGUCCGCUGUCGUCUCCCAAAUGAGGUCCGCUACAGGCUCAGUGCUGCUUUGACCUCAAAGCCUCUGAAGCCCAUCAUGCCCUCUGCUGACACCAAAGGGAAGUCCUCUCCCACAAAAGCUGACGGCCUGUUACAAAACAACCAUAAGUGCCAACACUGUGGCAAAGCCUUUCUUUCACCAUCCGUGUUACAGAAACAUGAAGCCCAGCAUUGUAACAAUGACUCAUAUCACUGCUCCAUUUGUCUCAGGACCUUCAGUGAAAUACAGGACCUGAUCAAUCACCACCAGGAAUGUAUUGGCGAUUAUAAGAGGCAGAUUGAUGCCCCUGCUGCUGCCUCAUCAGGAGAUGCCGCCAGUCUUUUUUGCCUUGAAUGUGGAACUACUUUUUGUCAAGAAACUGAUUUGCACCAGCACAAUACUGAACAUGCCCGUUGA